AUGCUGCAGACGCCGACGAAAACAAUGAGUGGGUCGAUGGGGUUGCAGAUGUCGUCAGACCAGAAUCUAAAAAAAAAAAAAAUUGAUCUCUCCAAAUGGAUCCCAAAACUCGAGAAUGGGUGGAUUUUGAGCCCUGGAGGUGGGGAUGUUCGGGGUGAUGUUGAUUAUUGGAGACAAACAUCUUUACAGGUAAAGGAAGCUUUUGAGUCUUUUUAUGAUUGGAUAGAGUUAACUCAGGUCGUGGGAAAUCCGCCCCCACCAUUUAUGUUGCACAUUGGCGCAAAAGUGUUGACUAAUUUUCGUUCCGUUUCAUUAUUGGAUGAGAACCCAUCAGUGUCAAAGGCGCUCGUACAGUUACGACUCUAUAAGGUCUCGGGUAAGGCUGAAAUUUUUUGCAAAGGCAUCACAAUCUCUAAUUGA
Molecule: messenger RNA, 420 nt
Organism: Trypanosoma theileri
Lineage: Eukaryota; Euglenozoa; Kinetoplastea; Trypanosomatida; Trypanosomatidae
Exons: 1
Coding region: 1-420 (139 amino acids)
Source: RefSeq, a predicted model, not a curated record